AUGGGUUUCGCCCAUCUGCCGCAAUUCUUCUACAGCCAAUUCGCAGUCACACCUCCAAAGCCGACAAAAGACUGCACCGGCAAGACUGUCAUCAUCACUGGCGCAAAUGUGGGUCUUGGGAAGGAAGCCGCUCGCCACUAUGUUCGUCUGAACGCAGAGAGAGUCAUAAUCGCCUGCCGGAGCUCAGAGAAAGGCGAGGCAGCCAAACAAGACAUUGAACAAUCCACUGGGCGGAAAGGCGCGAUUGAAGUCUGGCAACUGGACUUGGCGAGUUACGAGAGCGUCAAGCAGUUUGCCAAAAGAGUCAAUACACUUCCACGUGUUGAUAUCAUGAUUGAAAAUGCUGGCAUCUCAACAGCGAAGUAUUCUCUGGCAGAAGACAACGAAAGCACAAUCACAGUCAACGUUGUCUCAACAUUUCUCCUCGCACUCCUUGUGAUCCCAAAACUCCGCGAAACAGCAUCGAAAUACAACAUCCUCCCCACACUCACAAUUGUCAGCUCGGAAGUUCACCACUUCACCUCCUUCCCAGAACGAAAGGCCUCAUCCAUCUUCUCGACUUUGAAUUCGAAAGAAGAAGCCCGAAUGGCCGAUCGCUAUAAUGUCAGCAAAUUCCUCGAAGUCGUCAGUAUUCGCGAGAUUGUGAAGGAGAACCCGAAUUUGGGCGAGCAGUUGACACUGAACUUUGUCAAUCCUGGUUGGUGUCAUAGCGAGUUGAUGAGGGAAAUCUCGAAUCAUAUCAUCAGGCUUAUUCAACUUAUCAUGUGCCGAACUACAGAAGUCGGCAGCCGUACGCUGGUCGAUGCUGGCUUGAGAGGUCAGGAGUCUCAUGGCAAGUAUCUGAGUGAUUGUCGGGUAGAGAAAUGCUCGGUACUAGUGGAAGGUCGUGAAGGUCCAGAAAUUCAGAAACGAGUUUGGGGCGAGUUACGUGAAAAGCUGGAGAAGAUUCAGCCGGGCGUCACAAAAGUGUUGAGUGCGUGA
Messenger RNA from Pseudocercospora fijiensis CIRAD86, 981 nucleotides. RefSeq lists its product as uncharacterized. The record is from RefSeq and is a predicted model, not a curated record. Lineage: Eukaryota; Fungi; Ascomycota; Dothideomycetes; Mycosphaerellales; Mycosphaerellaceae. The transcript has 2 exons. The coding region runs from base 1 to 981 and encodes 326 amino acids.